Messenger RNA from Aspergillus calidoustus, 504 nucleotides. The record is from the annotation of a GenBank genome assembly. NCBI's taxonomy places the organism in Eukaryota, Fungi, Ascomycota, Eurotiomycetes, Eurotiales, Aspergillaceae.
AUGGCUUCUCUCAUGCGCCAGUCUUGCCUCUCUGCUUUUCGGACGCCGCUCGCGACGAGGAAUGUCGCCGGUGUCUCCCGGGUCGUGGCCUUCCACGCCUCUGCGAGGCGACAGAUUCUGCCUCCUGAGCCUCAGACUAUCCAGGGAACGAUGAACGACCCGGCUCCUAUUCCUCCGCCUCAUCCUUCGCACGGUAGCUACCACUGGACAUUCGAGAGGCUGGUCUGCGUUGGUCUGGUCCCCAUCACCAUUGCUCCGUUCGCUGCCGGCACCCUCAACCCUACCAUGGAUGCUGUUCUCUGCUCUCUCCUCAUUCUUCACUCUCACGUCGGAUUCCAGGCCUCCAUCAUCGAUUACUUCCCCGCCCGCCGUGUCCCCAAGACUGCCACAUUCCUCAACUGGCUUCUGCGCGGGUUCACACUCACCACUGCCAUUGGUCUGUACGAAUUUGAGACGAACGAUGUCGGUUUGACUGAGGCCAUCAAGCGCAUUUGGAAGGCAUAG